AAACACAGUCAAUUGAAAUUGACACUCGUAUGCUCUGAAACUGCUGAUUAUGAUUCGCAAUAUCCCCCAUUGGAGAGUAUAAUUACACCUUCAUAAUCUCCUCAAAUUCGAUUCUUGAAGAAAUAGGCGGCAACCACAUUCAUCGACUUCAUGAUCUGCUGUUUUGCACUCAACGCCGGUGGAUGGUGGUGAAAUCGGAAAUAUUUUUCUCGAAAUUGCUCGGGCCGGCGGUGGGGGAGGUCUAGAGUGACUGUGUGAGCUGCUUUCCAUUACACACACCAGUUUUUAUUGUUUUUUGACAUUAGGAAAACCCACAGAUAGUCGGUUUUUUGGAUUUUUCUGGUAUUGGGUUUUGAUCGGAUUUCGAUUUUUUUACCUCAGGAAUCCUCUCUCUCUCCUCUUGGGUUUGUCUGGGUCUGUUUCUGUAGGGAUAAUCACGCAAGGAAGAAGAAGAAAACAAAAAAAAGGUGAGAGGAGAGAGAAGGGGGGAGAGAAAUUAUAUAAGUUUUUUGUUGUUGAUAGUCCGUGUUGGAUUUGAAGAUGAAGGUGAUCUUUGUCUUCAUUUGCUAAUUUCUCUGCAGUUUGAUUUUAGUCUUUUUCUUUAGAAUGCCCCCCAUCUGUUUGAUUCAUUGCCACAUGGUCUAAUGCUCUUGCCACGAUUGAAAUCAAUCUUACUAUUAAAUCACUCACUGUUUUCAUCGUCUUGAUUCCAUUCCCAAUCCCAAUUCCAAUUUUAAAAACCAUCUUGAUAGUCUUCACUGAGAUUAAUGAUUCCUAUGAUAAUGGGUAUGAAACUCAUGGGUUCUGACAAAGCUUUGAGGGUCUUGGAGCUCACUGCAACUGGGUUCAAUUUGACAUUGAUGGUCCUUUCAGUUUUGAUUGUUUUCGGGAGAAAGAUUGCGGUUUAUGUUCGUCGAAAUAGGGUCAGGAAAGAGGACGCAGAUGAGGUUGGGAGUAGGGUUUCCUUGAUCAGUGAUAAUGGAAGAGUUGGAGCUGCUGUAGAAGCUGAAUUUCUCAAUGUCGAAAUCGGUAAAGCUUAUAAAGCAUCAGUUUAUUGUUGCUUUUAUGUUCUACUUCUACAGACUGUGGUUUUGUGUUAUGAUAGUGUUUGUUUGAUUACAAAAUCUGCACAAUGGGAAAAGGGUGUGAAUUGGGAACCUCUGUUGUUGCCUGGAGCCCAGUUUUUAGCCUGGUUUCUUUUGACCUUUUCGACACUUAAUUGUAAGGCAAAAACCCUUGAAAGAUUCCCAUUACUUAUGAGGGUAUGGUGGGUUACUUCUUUUAUCAUCAGUUUAUGUACCCUUUAUCUUGAUGGGAAGGAAUUUGCAAUUGAAGGCUCAAAACACCUGAAUUCUCAUCUUUUAGCUAAUCUUGCAGCCACCCCAGCUCUUGGUUUUCUGUGUUUUGUUGCUUUAAGAGGUGUUACGGGUAUUCGUGUUAUUGGUUCUGAUCUUCAAGAACCAUUGUUGGUUGAAGAAGAUGCAGGAUGUCUUAAAGUCACUCCAUAUAGUGAGGCUGGUCUCUUUAGUUUGGCCACAUUAUCGUGGCUAAACUCUCUUCUUUCCAUCGGUGUAAAGAGACCACUCGAGCUUAGAGACAUCCCACUUCUUGCUCCAGAAGAUCGCUCAAAGUUCAAUUACAAGAUUCUAAAUUCGAAUUGGGAAAGAUUAAAGGCUGAAAGUGUCGAAAACCAACCUUCUUUAGCCUGGGCUCUACUUAAGUCUUUCUGGAAAGAAGCAGCCAAGAAUGCCAUUUUUGCAGGAUUAUACACUCUUGUAUCAUACGUAGGCCCCUAUAUGAUCACUGAUUUCGUUGAUUUCUUGAGUGGAAUUGAAAGAUUCCCUCAUGAAGGUUAUGUUCUUGCUGGUGUGUUCUUUGUAGCUAAAUUGAUUGAAACUUUAACCACCCGCCAGUGGUAUCUUGGUGUCGAUAUUCUAGGAAUGCAUGUGAGAUCAGCUCUCACAGCCAUGGUUUACCGAAAGGGACUCAGGCUUUCUAGUUCAGCUAGACAAAGUCACACCAGUGGCGAAAUCGUAAAUUACAUGGCGGUCGAUGUACAAAGGGUAGGGGAUUACGCUUGGUAUCUACACGACAUUUGGAUGCUACCUAUGCAGAUCAUUCUUGCACUUGCAAUUCUUUAUAAAAGUGUCGGUAUUGCCUGUAUUGCAACGUUAAUCGCCACCAUUCUAUCAAUAGUCAUAACAAUCCCUCUAGCAAGAGUCCAAGAACUUUACCAAGAUAAAUUAAUGGCUGCCAAAGAUGAUAGAAUGAGGAAGACGUCUGAAUGUCUUAGAAAUAUGAGGAUUCUUAAAUCGCAAGCGUGGGAAGAUAGGUAUAAAGUGAGGCUGGAAGAAAUGAGAAGUGUUGAAUUCAAGUGGCUUAAGAAGGCUUUAUAUUCACAGGCAUUCAUCACUUUCUUUUUCUGGAGCUCGCCCAUUUUCGUGGCUGCGGUCACUUUUGGAACUUCAAUCUUGAUCGGUGGUCAGCUAACAGCUGGAGGGGUUCUUUCGGCUUUAGCCACUUUCAGGAUCCUCCAAGAACCGCUUAGGAAUUUCCCUGAUUUGGUUUCGAUGAUGGCUCAAACAAAAGUGUCACUUGAUAGAAUCACGGGUUUCUUACAGGAGGAAGAGUUGCAAGAAGAUGCAACUAUUGUAUUACAAAGAGGCAUGUCGAAUAUGGCAAUAGAAAUCAAAGAUGGCGAAUUCCAGUGGGAUGCAUCUGCUCCAAGGCCAACGUUAUCUGGUAUUCAGAUGAAAGUUGUGAGAGGGAUGCGUGUGGCAGUCUGUGGCAGCGUCGGGUCCGGGAAAUCUAGCUUUCUUUCUUGCAUUCUUGGUGAAAUUCCCAAAAUCUCUGGUGAAGUGAGAAUAUGUGGGUCUGCAGCUUAUGUAUCUCAGUCAGCAUGGAUACAAUCAGGAAAUAUAGAAGAAAACGUUCUAUUCGGUAAUGCAAUGGAUAAGGCAAAGUACAAAAGAGUACUUCAUGCAUGUUCACUUAAAAAAGAUUUGGAGCUUUUCUCACACGGGGAUCAAACCAUCAUCGGUGAUCGAGGCAUAAACUUGAGCGGUGGCCAGAAACAAAGGGUACAGCUAGCCAGAGCACUUUAUCAAGAUGCGGACAUUUAUCUACUUGAUGAUCCAUUCAGUGCCGUGGAUGCACACACUGGAUCAGAACUUUUUAAGGAAUACAUAUUGACAGCAUUGGCUGCUAAGACAGUAGUUUUUGUAACUCACCAAGUCGAAUUUCUUCCGGCUGCUGACUUGAUUCUGGUUCUUAAAGAAGGCCAAAUCAUUCAGGCUGGAAAAUACGAUGAACUUUUGCAAGCGGGAACUGACUUUAACACUUUGGUUUCAGCUCACCAAGAAGCAAUUGAAGCCAUGGAUAUCUACAAUCAUUCUGAUGAUGAGUCAGAUGGUCACCAUCCUCUCGAUGGAUCGAUAACAAAUUGUGAGUCAGUUGGAACCAGUAUGGAUGCCAUGGCAAAGGUUCCUAAUGAAAAUGCAUCCAUUUCAGACCACAAAGCCAUCAAAGAGAAAAAGAAAGCAAAACGUUCACGAAAAAAACAGCUAGUUCAAGAAGAGGAAAGGGAACGUGGGAAGAUUAGCAUGAAGAUUUAUCUAUCAUAUAUGGCUGCAGCGUAUAAGGGUUUAUUGAUUCCACUUAUUAUCAUUGCCCAAAUUUUAUUUCAGGGGCUUCAGAUUGCUAGUAACUGGUGGAUGGCUUGGGCUAAUCCACAAACAGAAGGGGACACAGCUAGAGUUAGUAAUUUAGUGCUAAUUGCAGUUUAUAUGGCCCUUGCUUUUGGAAGCUCGUGGUUUAUAUUUGUUAGGGCAGUUUUGGUAGCUACAUUCGGUCUAGCUGCUGCACAGAAACUGUUUCUGAAAAUGCUUAUUAAUGUCUUUAGGGCACCUAUGUCGUUCUUUGACUCUACUCCAGCAGGGCGGAUACUGAAUCGUGUAUCCGUUGAUCAAAGUGUUGUUGAUCUUGACAUUCCUUUUAGACUUGGGGGAUUUGCUUCGACCACGAUCCAACUUCUUGGUAUAGUCGGGGUAAUGACUCAGGUUACAUGGCAAGUGCUGCUUCUUAUUGUCCCAAUGGCAAUCGCGUGCUUGUGGAUGCAGAAAUACUACAUGGCUUCAUCAAGGGAGUUGGUCCGAAUUGUUAGCAUCCAGAAAUCUCCGAUCAUCAAUCUUUUUGGAGAAUCCAUUGCCGGAGCAGCCACAAUUCGAGGUUUUGGACAAGAAAAAAGGUUCAUGAAGAGGAACCUCUAUCUUCUUGAUUGCUUUGCUCGCCCGUUCUUCUGUAGCAUUGCAGCUAUUGAAUGGCUCUGCCUACGCAUGGAGUUGAUAUCAACCUUCGUAUUUGCUUUCUGUCUGGUUUUGUUAGUCAGUUUUCCCCGUACAGCUAUAGAUCCUAGUAUGGCGGGUCUGGCUGUAACUUAUGGCCUGCAACUGAAUGCUCGUUUAUCACGGUGGAUACUUAGCUUUUGCAAGCUUGAAAACAAGAUUAUUUCCAUAGAGAGAAUUCAUCAAUAUUGCCACAUUCCUAGUGAAGCCCCUCCUAUCAUCGAAGGAAGUCGUCCCCCGCCCUCAUGGCCCGAAGAAGGAAAAAUUGAAAUUACAGAUUUGAAGGUUCGUUAUAAGGAAAAUCUUCCUGUGGUGCUCCGUGGCGUGACAUGCGAAUUUCCAGGAGGGAAGAAGAUUGGGAUCGUUGGACGUACAGGAAGUGGUAAAUCGACUUUGAUUCAGGCACUGUUUCGACUCAUUGAACCAGAAAGUGGCCGAAUUAUUAUAGAUAAUAUUGAUAUUUCAUCCAUUGGUCUACAUGAUCUACGUGGCCGGCUUAGUAUCAUUCCGCAAGAUCCUACCUUAUUUGAAGGGACCAUCAGGGGCAACCUUGAUCCCCUUGAAGAACAUUCGGAUCAAGAAAUCUGGGAGGCACUCGAUAAAUCUCAACUUGGAGAUACAGUUCGCGAGAAGGAGCAAAAGCUCGAUGCACCAGUUUUAGAAAAUGGCGAUAAUUGGAGUGUGGGUCAACGACAGCUUGUUUCACUUGGCAGGGCCUUGCUGAAACAGGCUCGAAUCUUGGUGCUUGAUGAAGCUACUGCUUCAGUUGAUUCAGCCACCGAUAAUCUAAUCCAGAAGAUCAUCCGUCAAGAAUUUAAGGACUGUACUGUCUGUACCAUUGCUCACCGAAUCCCUACUGUCAUCGACAGUGAUCUGGUCCUUGUUCUUAGUGAUGGGCAAGUUGCAGAAUUUGAUUCUCCAAUUCGACUAUUAGAAGAUAAGUCAUCCAUGUUCUAUAAGUUGGUGACGGAAUACUCAUCUAGAUCAAGUGGCAUCCCGGAUUUCUGAUACAAAUGGCAUGCACAAAAAGACACCCUUCCAUGAAGAACCGAAGAAGUGGGACCCACGAAAACACGUGCAGGAAUCAAAACUUGAGCCUACUUCUGUUUCUCGCGCUUAAUAUUGAUCAAACUGGUGCCAAAAGAGGUACAUGCCACAAACAGGUACACCCCCCAUGAGCAAAUUCACUAUGAAUCUUGUGAUGCACAUGUUGUUGACAUAUUUUGUAACAUAAAUAAUCUGGGACCCGGAAGAAAGUCGGAAUUUUUUUGGUAAUAAUUAGUGAAAACGAGCAACGGUUAACAUCUUCUUUCUAUCAAAUGCAAUAAAUCAGGUUCUUUUUUAGGAUGAUUAUUGUUAAAGUUCUUUAGGAUUGUUCUUCAGAAUGGUGUGUUCUGAUGAAGUUUCAGUGAUCAUCAAAUGCUUUCUAAUGAUUUUUUUGACUUUUGGAAAGUUGUCUCCGACCGAGAAUUUGAUUGAAGCGAUAUCCAUUCAUCGUUAAAAGUGGUCGGUUUUCGGUCGUUUUGUUUUGUUUGUAUGUAAAUACGUCGAUGGCAUUUGCUUGCGGAUAGCGCGAUAAUUGAGUAGUUUUUGUUAGAGAUAUGAACAGUUUUGACUUUUAUUUGAAUGUGGUUUUACACAA
Molecule: messenger RNA, 5985 nt
Organism: Cynara cardunculus var. scolymus (artichoke)
Lineage: Eukaryota; Viridiplantae; Streptophyta; Magnoliopsida; Asterales; Asteraceae
Product: ABC transporter C family member 5-like
Exons: 11
Coding region: 768-5351 (1527 amino acids)
Biological process (GO): transmembrane transport
Cellular component (GO): vacuolar membrane; plant-type vacuole
Molecular function (GO): ABC-type transporter activity; ATP binding; ATP hydrolysis activity
Source: RefSeq, a predicted model, not a curated record